AUGACUACCCUGCUAGCCCGCGACGUGUCGCACUUCGCUCCAGAUCGGUGUCCCACCGCGCAGCGAUACUUCUUGGAAGACCACGCCAUUCAAAAGUCGCCAAUGCAAGAUGUGUAUCGCAGGGACUCGGUCGCGUCCCUGCCCUCCGUCCCUCCGUCCCCCAGUUUCACCCCCGACCUCUACACACCUGUAACCAACUUGUCAUCCGACGAUGAACUGGUCUUACCGGUCUAUGACUCUUUCAAGGACGAGGAAAUGAGUGACGUGUCCACCGAAUCCCCAUGCUCGGUGCAGAAUCCCUCGGCGGAUGACACCUCCGUGGAAGAUGAACCUUCCAGACAUGUGGACUAUCUCUCCCAUGACUGGAGAGAGGAAGAUAUCUGGUCUUCCUGGCGCUACGUGACGAGUCGGAGAAAUGACUACAGUAAUGGAGUGCGACUGGAGAAUGCUUCGUGGAGAACCUGGACCAAAGCCAAGUACAAUCUCAGGACAAUAUCCCCAGAAAGUCUGAACUGGUUGAAGGACUGUGAUGUCACCUGGCUCUAUGGUCCAUUGAAAAGCUCCCUGGGACGUGAAACAUCCCCCUCCCCUCCCCCGAGCCGUCUGGAGACACCAAACUCCUAUCGGGAAAAAAAGCCCAUCUUGAAGAAAAAGACCGCCUCCGAGGCCAUCCUCCAGCGGUCUCUGUCCCAACACACCUUACUCCAGCAUGCGGGGGCCAUCCUAAAGGCCCAAGAAGCCGAAAACGGAUGGGCGCGGCCCCCCUUCCCCAGAUCCAACACGGAUUUGGGCCAGAUGCACCACCGCACGGGCAGCUCCACAUACUCGCUGGGCGGGACCUUGACCACUUCGUCGUCGUCCGGGAUGACAUCCCCCAGCGAGCGACGCCAUAUCCACUUCAACAAUGAAGUUGUGCAAUGUAUUGCCGUUGAAGCCAAGAGCUACGAGGACGAAUGGCCCGCGACCUUUGAGGAAUCCUCUGACGACGGCGUGGUCGUGAUGCGACAGAUCCCAGACCGGGAUCCCGUCGGCACCCGCACUCCCCGGAACAGCUUUAGCGGCGAGGGAAAAACCAUCGCCCCCCUGCCCUCCACCACACUCAAAUACCGUGGGGAUUUCGAGCCCAACUCCCAUAUCCUGGGCCGGUCUGGGUUAUCACCCACCCCCUCGGUAGAGACCCUCCGUCCCUCCGUCCCCGAACCCCAAGCCAAUUUUCUCCUUGACGAUGAAGAUCCCAGUCUGGAUUUCACCGGCAAUUACCCCGAGCGCGAUCACCCGUGGUUUGAAGACUCCUCGUCGCGCCCGCUCCAAUUGACCGACUCCGGCAUGUUCAUGCCCGAGGGAGAUGAAACCUCCAACCACGGUAUCCUGGGCCGGGUAGUUGACACUGUCAACACUGCCCGAGACAUUGCCCACGUUAUCUGGAACGUAGGCUGGAGGAGGUGA
Molecule: messenger RNA, 1446 nt
Organism: Penicillium olsonii
Lineage: Eukaryota; Fungi; Ascomycota; Eurotiomycetes; Eurotiales; Aspergillaceae
Source: the annotation of a GenBank genome assembly